CUGAUGACAUGUAAGCUGGGGACACAGAGAGUCCAGGAGCCCAAGGAUGUUCUGCAGAAGCUGCAGGAGAUGGACGCUCAGGGCCGGGUGUGGAGCCAGGACUUGCUCCUGCAGGUCAGGGAUGGCUGGCUCCAACUGCUGGACAUCGAGACCAAGGAGGAGCUAGAGUCCUACCGCCUGGACAGCAUCAAGGUCAUGGACGUGUCGCUCAACACCGGCUCCUACAACUCUGUCCUGUCCAUCACCGUGCAGGAUUCGGGCCUGCGAGGCACUAGCACUCUGCUUUUCCAGUGCCAGGAAGUGGGGGCAGAGCGACUGAAGACCAGCCUGGAGAAGGCUCUGGAGGAGGAGCUAGAGCAAAGGCCCCGGCUGGGAGCCCUUCGCUCGGACCAGGACCGGUGGAGGGGGCCUCCUCUGGAAAGGCCACUCCCUAAGGAGCCGGCGCCUCCUCUGGAGUGGGGACCCCAUCCCGAACAGCACUACUUGAUGGGCCCAGAGCACGACACCCCACCGCCAUCUCCAAGGCCCCUGCCAUUCCGCACCAGCAUCCGAGAGCCAAGCACCUUCUUGCUGUCUCCUUCAAGGAGGUCCCCAUCCCCUGAGGACCCAAAAUGGGAUAAGGAGGUGCUGGACCACGUCCUAAGGGACAUCGAGAUGUUUGUGGGGAAGCUGGACAAGGCCCAGUCAAAGACCGGUCGUAAGAAGAAGAAUCUCAGGAAGAAAAAUAAAAAGAAUAAGGGAGAGAUAACAGAGGAACAUUACAUCGACUGCUUCCAGAAGAUCAAGUACAGCUUCAACCUCCUGGGAAGGCUGGCCACCAGGUUGCAGGAUACAAGUGCCCCUGAGUUUGUACACAUCAUCUUCAAAAUUCUGGAGUCUAUCCAGACCCAGUGCCCUGAGUCUGACCUAGCAGCCCGAGUGAUCUCACCCCUCCUCACCACCAAGGCCAUCGAGCUGCUGCAGUCCUGUCUAAGCCCAUCAGAGAAUAACCUCUGGAAAGGGCUGGGGACAGCCUGGACCACCAGCCAGGCCAACUGGACAGGCAGCGAGCCCCUGCCCUACCAACCCACAUUCUAUGAUGGUUGGCAGCUUCCAGAAACUUCCUACCAGGCGUUCUCAAGAUACCAAGACCCUACUUCCAUCCGUGGGGAAAGCCCUAGGUUAAGGAGCACCUCGCAGUUUGCUCAAGAGGAGACACACAACCAUGGCUCCAGCCCUGUGCCCUCCAGACCCGGAUCUGUCAAGCCAGCCCUGAAAAUGCAAGUCCUCUAUGAGUUUGAAGCUAGGAAUCCACAGGAACUGACGGUGGUCCAGGGAGAGGUACUGGAGGUUCUGGACCAGAGCAAGCGGUGGUGGCUGGUGAAGAAUGCAACGGGACAGAGUGGCUAUAUCCCCAGCAACAUCCUGGAGCCCCUAGAGUCGGGAGCCACCAGGAGUCAGAGCGAGUCACCCACUCGGGUUCCGAUGCUUCGACUUAGCUCAAGGCCUGAGGAGGUCACAGCCUGGCUACAGGCAGAGAACUUCUCCACUGUCACCGUGAAGACCCUUGGGUCCAUGACGGGGAGCCAGCUGCUUCACAUGAGACCUGGAGAGCUACAGAUGCUGUGUCCACAGGAUGCCCCCCGGGUCCUGGCACGGCUGGAGGCUGUCAGAAGGAUGCUGGGGGUGAGGACGCGCAAGGAUCCCAAGCCCUGCUGGAAAUAUGGGGUGCUCCCUGAGUGAGCACGAGAGUGCCCGGCGGGCACGCCAGCGCACCCGACCCUGGGGCGGCACUCACUGUAGCAGGUCUGGUGCAGGACGAUCCCCCAGGGGCUUGA
Odocoileus virginianus texanus is the source of this 1817-nucleotide messenger RNA. NCBI's taxonomy places the organism in Eukaryota, Metazoa, Chordata, Mammalia, Artiodactyla, Cervidae. The record is from RefSeq and is a predicted model, not a curated record.